CUCACCCUGUACCCACCCUCAAAGUACUGUACAAACUCUGAUUGCCCAAAGACUGCUGCACUGAAGUGGGCAGAGCCCAGACAAAUCAUUAUUCAUACACUUGAUCAAGGCACUCUACCUGUGUGGGCCAAUCACUUGAGCUGCAAGAGUAUGUCAAUUUUUUAA
Messenger RNA from Suillus subaureus, 165 nucleotides. RefSeq lists its product as uncharacterized. The transcript has a single exon. NCBI's taxonomy places the organism in Eukaryota, Fungi, Basidiomycota, Agaricomycetes, Boletales, Suillaceae. The record is from RefSeq and is a predicted model, not a curated record. The annotation marks the transcript as partial.